CCUUCCGCACCGGCUGACUGGCUCUUCCGGUCUCCGGCGCCCCUCUCCUGCAGGCGGGUCUCGGGCCGCAGCCUGGCGCACGCCGGCUCGGGCCUGUGGACGAGUCUCGCGCUGUGCCCGGGGGCCGGGCUCCGGAUCCACGCUGGCCAUGGCGAGCGGCGCCUCCAGAUACCGGCUGAGCUGCUCGCUCCCGGGCCACGAACUGGACGUGAGGGGCCUGGUGUGCUGCCUCUACCCGCCGGGAGCCUUUGUGUCUGUGUCCCGGGAUCGGACCACCCGCCUCUGGGCUCCAGACAGUCCUAACAGGGGCUUUACAGAAAUGCACUGUAUGAGCGGCCACUCUAAUUUUGUGUCUUGUGUGUGUAUCAUACCCUCAAGUGACAUAUAUCCUCAUGGACUGAUUGCCACUGGAGGAAAUGACCACAAUAUUUGCAUUUUCUCGCUGGACAGUCCAAUGCCACUUUAUAUUUUAAAGGGUCACAAAGAUACUGUUUGUAGUCUUUCUUCUGGAAAAUUUGGGACAUUACUUAGUGGCUCAUGGGACACCACUGCUAAAGUCUGGCUGAAUGACAAAUGCAUGAUGACAUUACAGGGUCAUACAGCCGCAGUAUGGGCAGUAAAGAUUUUACCUGAACAGGGCUUAAUGCUAACUGGAUCAGCAGACAAGACCAUUAAACUAUGGAAGGCUGGAAGAUGUGAGAGGACUUUUUUAGGGCAUGAAGACUGUGUAAGAGGCUUGGCAAUCUUGAGUGAGACAGAAUUUCUUUCCUGUGCAAACGAUGCUAGUAUUAGAAGGUGGCAGAUCACUGGCGAGUGUCUGGAAGUAUACUUUGGACAUACAAAUUAUAUUUAUAGCAUAUCUGUCUUUCCAAACUCCAAAGAUUUUGUGACCACUGCAGAAGACAGAUCUCUAAGAAUAUGGAAACAUGGUGAAUGCGCCCAAACAAUCCGACUUCCAGCUCAGUCUAUAUGGUGUUGCUGCGUACUGGAAAAUGGUGACAUUGUGGUUGGUGCGAGUGAUGGUAUUAUUAGGGUGUUUACAGAGUCAGAGGAGCGGACAGCAAGUGCUGAGGAAAUCAAAGCUUUUGAGAGAGAGCUCUCUCAGGCAACUAUCGAUUCCAAAACUGGUGACUUGGGGGAUAUUAAUGCGGAGCAGCUUCCUGGGAGGGAACAUCUCAGUGAGCCAGGUACUAGAGAAGGACAGACUCGUCUAAUCAGAGAUGGAGAGAGAGUUGAAGCCUAUCAGUGGAGUGUUAGUGACGGGAGGUGGAUAAAAAUUGGUGAUGUUGUUGGCUCAUCUGGUGCUAAUCAGCAAACAUCUGGAAAAGUUUUAUAUGAAGGGAAAGAAUUUGAUUAUGUUUUCUCAAUCGAUGUGAAUGAAGGUGGACCAUCGUAUAAAUUACCAUAUAAUGUCAGUGACGAUCCCUGGCUAGUUGCAUACAACUUCUUGCAGAAAAAUGAUUUGAAUCCCAUGUUUCUGGAUCAGGUGGCUAAAUUUAUUAUUGAUAACACAAAAGGUCAAACACUGGGACUUGGGAAUACCAGUUUUUCAGAUCCGUUUACAGGUGGUGGUCGCUAUGUUCCAGGAACUUCAGGACCUUCCAACACAGUGCAGACAGCAGAUCCUUUCACAGGUGCUGGGCGUUACAUGCCAGGUUCUGCAGGUAUGGACACCACCAUGACUGGAGUUGAUCCAUUUACAGGGAACAGUGCCUACCGAUCAGCUGCAUCUAAAACAGUGAACAUUUAUUUCCCCAAAAAAGAAGCUCUUACCUUUGACCAAGCAAACCCUACACAAAUAUUAGGAAAACUGAAGGAACUUAAUGGAACUGCACCUGAAGAGAAGAAGCUAACUGAAGACGACUUAGUACUUCUUGAAAAGAUACUGUCCCUGAUUUGUAAUAAUUCCUCAGAAAAGCCAACGGCCCAGCAACUUCAGAUUUUGUGGAAAGCUAUCAACUGGCCUGAAGACAUUGUCUUUCCUGCACUUGACAUUCUUCGCCUAUCGAUUAAGCAUCCCAAUGUGAAUGAGAAUUUCUGCAAUGAAAAAGGAGACCAGUUCAGCAGCCAUCUUAUCAACCUUCUGAACCCCAAAGGAAAGCCAGCAAACCAGCUGCUUGCUCUUAGGACUUUUUGCAAUUGCUUUGUUAGUCAGGCAGGACAAAAGCUCAUGAUGUCCCAGAGGGAGUCACUGAUGUCACAUGCAAUAGAACUGAAAUCCGGGAGUAAUAAGAACAUUCAUAUUGCUCUGGCUACAUUGACCUUGAACUAUUCUGUUUGUUUCCAUAAAGACCAUAACAUUGAAGGGAAAGCUCAAUGCCUCUCAGUAAUUAGCACAAUCUUGGAAGUUGUGCAAGACCUAGAAGCCACGUUUAGACUCCUUGUGGCUCUUGGGACACUUAUCAGUGAUGAUUCAAAUGCUAUACAAUUAGCCAAAUCUUUAGGUGUUGAUUCUCAAAUAAAAAAGUAUGUCUCCGUAUCAGAGCCAGCUAAAGUGAGUGAAUGCUGUAGACUUGUCUUACAUUUGCUGUAGCAGUGGGGAAAAGACGCUGAGGGGUUUUCUUUUUUUGUUUUGUUUUGUUUUGUUUUUUUCCACAUUUUACAUGACUGAUUGCAGAUGUUUAAAAAGAAAGAAAGGAAAAUUGGAUUAAGUUCAGAUCUUGUAAAGUUGUGUUGAGGAGAAACAAAUUAUAAAUAAAGUUUUUGCACUGAUGGUUGUGAGGUUUUCCUGUGUAAUGGAGUAGAUUUUCAAGGGUGUAGAAAUGUUAAAAACUAUAACCAAUAACAGCACAAUUAUAACAGCAUUUUCUUCCUUACCUUCACCACUCAGGAGAACACAGAGGUUCUAUAACCUGUUUCUGAUCUAUGACAUCUUGUUCAGUUGACUGUUCUCUUUUGUACAUUAGCUUCUCCACUUUCACUGUUGUAUUCUUUCAAUAGCACUGAUGCAUUUCAAGGUCUUCUUUUAGGAUUUACUUGAAAAAUCAUUUCAAUUAAGUUUGUUAUAAAUUGUAAAUUGAUAAAUAACAAUAAUUUCUUGAGCCAUUUGUAAAUAGAAAGUAUCAUCUUUCAUGGUUCAAUUUUACAUGAAGAAAGCACAUUGGUAAGCUGUUAUAUUACAUAUCAUUUCAGACAACUGAGGCCUUAAAUGAGUAUGGCUUAGGAGUUUCUUUCACUAUAUGAGGUAACUUCAUUUUUUCUAGUUUUGAUAUCUUACAAGUUAAAUCAUUUCUUUUAUCCUUCACCAUUUGAAGUAGUAGUGUCAUCUUUCAUUUCAGUUUUGUACAUGUUGAUCAUAUUCAUUAUUUCAAAGAGAAUAUUUGGAAUUUUUUUACUUUUACUAGGCAAUUGUGUAAGCAACAUUUAUCAGACUUUAAAGUAAAAAAACCUGUCAUGUGAAAUUAGUAUUUUUAGUCCCUGGAAUGGUCCAGGUCUUACAUUGCUAUCUAAUUCUCAAAUCAGCUUUCUUUGAAAAGUGGUUAUUGUGCUUCUGUUUUCAAAAGGAAAGGUAAUAGAAUAAAUUAUAAUAGGAAGGUUAAACAUGAACAUAAAGGCAUGAGUACUCCAUGUAGUCUAGUCUACACAGAGCACUUGCCAUGAUGCAGCUUCCUGGAAAGCCACAGGUUUGUUUCUAAACAGCCCAGCAACUAAAACAAAGGAGACAUCCUUUAAUUGAACAAUUCAUUAUGUCUAUGACAGUGCUGUUUCUUCUUUCUUUUUUUGGUUUCUCCAGACAAGGUUUCAUUAGCAGCUGUUCUGGCACUCACUUUAUAAACCAGGUUGGCCUUGAACCCCGAAACCUGUCUGCCUCUGCCUCCUGAGUACUAGGAUUAAAGCCACCACUCCCAGCUCAGUCCCUUUUCUUAAGAAGUGUACUUAUAUUGGUAUGUGUAUGUGUGUGCCUUUUGGUUUUAUUUGUUUUUCGGUACUAGGGACCAAACCUGGUUGCAUGUUGGGGAAGGUCUACUCACUGGAUUACAUUCCCAGUUCCAGGCUUUCGUCUUGAUUAUGGAAGAAAUGGUUUUAUAAGGACUUUGUUAAAAAUGGUGAGCAGUGAUCUCAACAUUGCCAUUAUGGAGAGCCAUGGGUUUCCUGACUUAAUGCCAUAUCACAGUCUAAGAAGAACAAAUUUUUUUCCACUAAGGGGAAGAAGAUUCCGAGUGUUGAGAUUAAUACAGGAAAGAACUUCUAGAAUAUCAAAAGGGAGUGAGGAAAUGUAAAUAGAGGAUGUGUGCUUUACUGAGUAUUAAAUUCCAAGUUCCUGUGUGUACCUGAACUUUAAACUUCAUGUUGCUGUUUCAUUUAUGUAUUCAUACUUUACCUGUAUUGAAUUGAGAGUUAAAUUUUUAUAUCAGAAUUAAAUGGUAAAAAAAUCAUCCUGGUGCCAUUAUAACACUUGGCUUGUUAAUACAUCCAUUCUAGCAUGCAAUUUUAAGUACAAUUUAUGUUAUAUUUUGAAAAGCAGGGUGGGUAUCUUUGAAAAAAGAAUGGAUGUGGUCUUACUUAAAACAUGAGUUCACUCUUCAGAAUGUAAGAGGUGGCAAAUUGUAAAUACUUUUGUUUCUUAUCACUGGCUUUUUUAUAACUUUUAUUUGUACAGCCUAACAAAAACAUAAUCUCACUUGAACCUGUCAAAUGGUGGUUUACAUAUUUUGUUUUUCUUUAAACUUUUUUAUAGACCUCUUAAUGUUUUCUUGAAUAUAAAAGAAAUAAACAUUCAUUUAGUAAAGCAUACACACAUCUUAUUGACUGUAAUCCUACUAAGUAGAAAACCAUUCUUAGUUUUAUACUACCAUGACAUGUAUGUAAAUAUGCAUUUUAAUUUUUCAAAAAGGGAUGUAUUGGUCAGAAACUUUAAUAUCCCAUUAUAUUAAUAUACCCAUUUUCUAGUAUCUGAAACUUUCCUGCUUUUGAUUAUCAAGCAAUGCUAUUAAAGAUUGCACAACAAUCUUACCAUUCCCUUAGGAAUAUAUUUUAUGCAUAAAAUUGAUGGAUCAAGUUAAUAGGCAAUUUUGGAUUGAUGUCUGUCUAAAUCAACUCCACUAGGACAAUUACAGGUUAGUGAAUCUCCUACUGUAUUUUCAACUACAUUAUACAUUCAACUACAGACAUACGUGAUGUCCCUUUCAUUAACUAUUGUUUUUAUCUCCUUAUAAAUGCUACUGCUGUGGUUUUCUUAUGACUAGCUGCGUUUGUUUUACUGGUAAUAUAUAUCAACCACACAGCAUUAUAGUUUUUUUUUUUUUUAAUCCAGUGCAGUUUGGUAGAAACAUAGCUAAAGAUAAAUCUUUUUCAAAGAUAAUUUUGGAGUUAAAUGUAGGUUACUUGGUGCUUACCACACAGCAUUUUAUGAAGAAGUGAUAAGAUGAAUAGACAAGUGUUUGAUGUGUUAUUUUUCCUUCAGGUCUUUAAAGGAUUUCCUCCUGCAUGUCUUAAGAGAGAACUUAACUGCUCAGGAUUAAGACUUACCCAGGGGCUGGAGAGAUGACUCAACGCUUGGAUACUUGUUGGUUUACAGAGGACCUGGGUUCAGUUCCCUAUACCUAAUGGUGGUUCACAGCCAUCCAUAACUCCAGUUCCAGAGGACAUGGUCUCUUCUGACCUUUGUGUGCCAGGCACAAGCAUGUGGGACAUACGUCAUACAUUCAUAGAUAUAUACAGGCAAAACCUGUAGCUGCAAAAAAUAUGUAAAUUUUAAAGUGUUACUUAGUUGUAUUAAAAUAUACUUUCUAGGGACUGGAGAAAUGGCUCAGUGGUUAAGUUUGUGUCCUGCUUUUCUACAACCUGAGUUAGAGUCACAGUUCACAGAUGGCUCACAACUGCCUGCUAACUCCAGAUCCAGAAAGACUGGAUACCUCUGGCCUCUGUUGUCUCAGCACUCAGGUGCCUAUGUAGACCCACAUAUCUACACAUAAUUUAAAAGUAAUAAAUCUUUAAACUUUCUAAUUUUAAUUCCUAAUGCAUUUUCUGUAACGUACUGAAUAGUUUAAGUAUGAUUAUAGAUAUAAUACCGAAGACCCUUUUUAACAUUUUCCCAUGAGUUUUCCUUUAAUGUUCAUAAAAGUUAUAAAAAAUUCAGUGACCCUCUACGGACUUAAAGCUAUACAGUGCUCCUUGACAUGGAGUUAAAUCUCUUCCCAAAUCUACCACUACCUCAAGUUGAAAACACAUGUUAGUACACUGAACCUAUUAAACAGCAGCCUGAGACACUGGAGUACUGAUGAUUCCUGUCAGGUUAAUUUAGCUGUCCUGCAUCGCCUCUCCUUUGUACAAAAGGGUAUCUUAACCAGAUAUUGCUAUUUGAGAAAAGCUUAAAAGUCUAGUUUUCUUCUGAGUGGCAUUACUCUUGUGCCAUCAUAAAGUCUAACCACUGCUGUCCAAGACUAGAUCCUACAUUUUCACCGUGUUUGCUUUCUCUAUACUUUAAGACCAUAAAUUGCAGAUUUCACAUCAAUUAAACAUUUCAAUAUAAAUCCCUGAAUACAAGCAUAUUUAUACAUUUUUGAAAUUACUUAUUUGCCCUAAUAUCACUCUUGCUUUAAAGCUACCUACUCAGAAAAACAGUCAUCAGGAUUUAUGAGUUGUAGGCAUGUAUGUAAUAUUUCUUACUCUAGAAUAGUCCAUCUCUUAAAGAUACUGUCUUUAGAAUUCUGCCUACUAUAGAAUUUGAAGUACCUCACAUGCUAAAACAUUUCCUAUAACCCUUCUGUAUUACAUAUUGUUUAAUAAAAUACCCUACAACUUAA
Molecule: messenger RNA, 6746 nt
Organism: Mus musculus (house mouse)
Lineage: Eukaryota; Metazoa; Chordata; Mammalia; Rodentia; Muridae
Gene: Plaa
Product: phospholipase A2, activating protein
Exons: 14
Coding region: 149-2533 (794 amino acids)
Biological process (GO): macroautophagy; cellular response to lipopolysaccharide
Cellular component (GO): plasma membrane; catalytic complex; synapse
Molecular function (GO): phospholipase A2 activator activity
Source: RefSeq, marked validated